AUAUUUUCUUAUCUUAAGAACGAAGAAACCUUAACUCUUCAUAUCUUCAUCUGUAAUCUGUAUCGAUCGAGCCAGACGGCACGGACCAAAGGAGUGACUCGCUCCCCUCCCAUGGCAGAGAAGGAAGAACCCAUGAGUCUCAACCAGAGACACGCUCGUCUUCUCAAAGACUUGUCUUCUCAGAAUCAAUCAGCCAAACCGGAUAAACCCCCGAAGGUCAGAAUCGAAGGUCGACGCCGCCUCUGCAAGCUCUCCUCCUGCGACGACGCCGGUGCCGACGAGCCUUUCAAACCUAACUUCGCGCAAAUCACCGAUUUCGAUUCUCCUCCUGUAAAGACUCCCGUUGCCGGAAAGCCUUCCGAGCCUAGCUUCUCUGGAAUCACUACCGAUUUCGAUUCUCCACCUGCGAAAGCCAAUAAAAGCGUCGCCGAGGUAGGUAACGAGAUUAUGGACAUUCUUAACGAUUUGAGCUCGAGACUCAAUUACUUGUCGAUUGAGAAGAAACGAAUCCCUAAAGCCGGUGAGAACACACCUCUUUUGUGUGUAAAUGAAGUGCCGAAGCACAAUGAGGAGAUUGCCGAUGUGCCAGAGUAUGAGAGUGCUUCUUCUUCCUCUUUCUCAUUCAAAUCUGGCAAGUCCGAUAUCUCGUCGGGCUCUGCUAAGGAGUCUAGUGUUGGUGAUAAUGUUGGAACGGCUGUAGAGAAACAUGGGGUCGUUGUGGAUGAGGAGAGUGAAUCAGAGAAUGAUUCCGAGGGCGACAAUUUCUAUGUUAGCGUAAGGGAUACGGUUGAGGGAGGAUUGGAAAAUGAUAACAGUAGGGUUGAUAAAAAGACUGUAUCUACGGCGUAUGAUAGUGAUGGUGGCUGCGUUGUCCUAAGCAGUGGCGAAUCAGGUAAACGAGUAAAGCCUCAAACUCGUGGUGUUGAGGAGGAAGUUAGUGAUGAUGUCUCUGUUGAUGUAUCGGAAAGUGAUUGUAGUAACUCUGUUUCUGAGGAUGAAUUUACUCUCGCUUCGAGUGAUGCAAAGUUGAUAUACAGGUUACCUGGAAAAAUUGCAAGUAUGUUAUAUACACACCAGCGCGAUGGCUUGAAAUGGUUGUGGUCUCUUCACUGUCGUGGUACAGGAGGGAUUUUAGGGGAUGACAUGGGUUUGGGGAAGACAAUGCAGAUGUGCAGCUUCCUAGCUGGACUUUUUCACUCAUGCUUGAUUAAGAGGGCACUGGUUGUAGCCCCCAAAACGCUUCUGUCUCACUGGAUCAAGGAGCUAUCACUUGUGGGCCUUGGCGACAAAACAAAAGACUAUUUUGGAACUAGUGUAAAAGCGCGCCAGUAUGAACUUCAGUACAUACUCCAGGACAAGGGUGUUCUUCUUACAACUUAUGAUAUUGUACGGAACAAUUUUAAAGCUUUAAGAGGGGAUUGCUGCUCCGAUGAUGAGGACACCAUGACUUGGGACUACAUUAUACUUGAUGAGGGGCAUUUGAUAAAGAAUCCGGGAACACAAAGGGCCAAAAGUUUGCUUGAAAUACCUAGUGCCCACCGGAUCAUUAUCAGUGGGACACCACUUCAAAACAAUCUGAAGGAAUUGUGGGCAUUGUUCAGCUUCUGUUGUCCAGAACUUUUGGGGGACAAGAUAGAGUUUAAGUACAGAUACGAGGCUCCCAUUCUUCGUGGAAAUGAUAAGAAUGCCUUUGACAGGGAAAAGCGCAUCAGUUCUGCAGUUGCACAGGAGCUGAGACAACGCAUUGAACCAUUUUUUUUGCGACGCUUGAAGAGUGAGGUGUUUCUUGCAAAUAACACAGAAAAAAGUGCUAAGCUUUCUAAAAAGAAUGAGCUAAUUGUCUGGCUGAGAUUGACACAGUGCCAGCGACAAUUGUACGAAGCCUUUUUGAACAGUGAACUGGUUCUUUCAGCAUUUGAUGGAUCACCAUUGGCUGCAUUGACGAUCUUGAAAAAAAUCUGUGAUCAUCCAUUUAUGUUGACAAAAAGAGCUGCUGAAGAUAUUCUGGAAGGGAUGGACUCAAUGCUAAACCAGGAAGAGCUCGGGGUUGUAGAAAGAAUUGCAUUGCAUUUAACGAAUGUCACUGAUGGUGCAGAUUCUAGAAAGAUGAACAACAAUGUCUCAUGCAAGAUAUCUUUUAUAGAAUCCUUACUGGAUAACCUGAUUGCUGAGGGGCAUUGUGUACUGAUCUUUUCUCAAACCCGCAAGAUGCUAAAUUUAAUUCAGGAAUCAAUAAUAUCAAAGGGUUAUGAUUUCUUACGCAUUGAUGGGACCACAAAAGCUACUGACAGAGAGAAGAUUGUGAAUGAUUUCCAAGAAGGUAAAGGGGCUCCAAUUUUUCUCUUGACAUCUCAAGUUGGUGGCCUUGGUCUUACUCUUACAAAAGCAGAUCGUGUAAUUGUAGUUGAUCCAGCAUGGAAUCCAAGCACUGACAACCAAAGUGUUGACCGUGCAUACCGAAUUGGGCAAAAGAAGGAUGUUCUAGUUUACCGAUUAAUGACAUGUGGAACCAUUGAAGAGAAGAUAUAUAGAAUGCAGGUUUUCAAGGGAGGCUUGUUUCGAACUGCAACUGAGUGUAAAGAACAGACACGGUAUUUCAGCCGUCAGGAUCUUCGGGAGCUUUUCAGUCUCCCAAAGCAGGGAUUUGAUGUUUCACUCACUCGGCAUCACUUGAAUGAAGAGCAUGACGUCAAGCAAAAAAUGGAUGACUACUUGAAGAACCACAUAAAGUUUUUGGAGCUUCAAGGCAUUGCAGGAGUCAGUGACCACAGUUUGCUCUACUCCAAGACCGCAGCACCUGUACAACUUGUACCGGAAGAUGAGGAACUAUUAAGGAGAAGGCAAAGUGCUUUUGUUGGAAGCUCAAUGUCAUAUUCUUCAGUUGAACGUAAUGUUGACGGGGCUGCCUAUGCAUUCAAACCCAAAGAUUUGAAUGCUCAUAGAAGAGAUGCUGCUGCAGGUGGUAUGGCUAAACCUAAAGAGGUAGAUGUUAAGGAAAGAAUUGAUCGGCUUUCUCGAACUUUGGCAGACAAGGUCACUGUCUCAAGGUUACCAGAUAAGGGAGAUAGCAUCCGAAGGAAAAUUGCUGAAUUAUAUUUCGAGCUUGAUAAGCUUGGAGCGGAAACUAAGAAAGAAAAAGAAGUCAUUGAUUUGGAUGAUAUCUCUGGGGAGUUUCAGAGAGUGUUAUCUGUAUAAAUUCGU
This is a messenger RNA of Telopea speciosissima, 3201 nucleotides long. Its product is annotated as protein CHROMATIN REMODELING 24. The record is from RefSeq and is a predicted model, not a curated record. The transcript is spliced from 21 exons. Gene Ontology annotation, molecular function: ATP-dependent chromatin remodeler activity; DNA translocase activity; ATP binding. The coding region runs from base 112 to 3195 and encodes 1027 amino acids. NCBI's taxonomy places the organism in Eukaryota, Viridiplantae, Streptophyta, Magnoliopsida, Proteales, Proteaceae.